Molecule: messenger RNA, 537 nt
Organism: Miscanthus lutarioriparius
Lineage: Eukaryota; Viridiplantae; Streptophyta; Magnoliopsida; Poales; Poaceae
Source: the annotation of a GenBank genome assembly
AUGGAUUUAGAAUCCAACAGACCAACACCACAUCACACAUGCAACUUGGAAAAGGAAGGGAACUUGACUUGUCCCUGGAUGAACAGCAGCAGUGAGAUAGCCCUGCCACCUCUGCCAAUGACGAGGAAACAAUUGAUGUUGCCCCCGCUUAGUGAUGGCAAGGGAGUGCAUGGUGCUGACACUGGCCAGUCCAUGGUGAGGAUCCAUGAGUUGCUACAGGUUUUGGACUUUUAUGAGCCACAUGUGAUUGGGUGUUGUCGGAGCUCCGAAGUUGUGGAUCUUCGAUCUUAUACUUUGGAGACGCUAGAAAAUGACCCGAAAGCUAGGGUCAAUUGGGGAAGCGGGCAGCAGCCUGUAAUACAUGAGUUUGACAUGAGUGGUGGUGGGAAAAGGAAAGUGCUGAAUGAUAUAGAACUGUCCCUUACAUUUUCUGAAAGGAUGGGUGAUAAGAAGCUAUUCUUGUUUGUCGAUGUUGAGAAAAAACCCACGACUAUAACAGAGGCAGCAACAAGCAAUGUGGGGCAUGAUAAUCCAUAG